AAGAAAAAAAAAGGAUAAUGGGGAAUUACAGGGUCUGCUGUUGUUUCACUAGGAAGUUCAAGGUUACGCAACCGGAACCACCCUCUGAUGUCAAAGAAGCAUUCAACAGGUACUCCAACGAUGGGGUCCAUAUGACGGCGGAUCAUCUUCGGCGGUUUCUAGAGGAGUAUCAGGGCGGUGAUGGGCACGCCGUUUCGAUUUCGGAUGCUGAGCGUAUAGUGGAGCAGAUACUUCACAAGCGCCACCAUCUUGCCAAGUUUAUUCACAGGAAGGCUCUCUCUUUAGAGGAUUUUCAUCAUUUCCUCUUCAGCACCGAGCUUAAUCCCGCUAUUAGAUCUCAGGUUCACCAAGAUAUGACUGCUCCCUUAUCUCAUUACUUCAUAUACACGGGCCACAAUUCAUACUUGACUGGGAACCAGUUAAGUAGUAAUUGCAGUGAAGUACCGAUCAUCAAAGCACUCAAGCGAGGUGUGAGAGUCAUAGAACUUGAUCUAUGGCCAAGUUCAUCAAAAGCUAAUGUGCAUGUACUUCAUGGAAGAACCCUGACAACUCCUGUAGAACUUAUGAGGUGCUUGAAAUCAAUCAAAGAGUAUGCCUUCACGACCUCUCCUUAUCCAGUCAUUAUAACGUUGGAAGACCACCUCACACCUGAUCUUCAAGCGAAAGUAGCUCAGAUUGUAACUGAAACAUUUGGGUCGAUGCUAUUUUUCCCCGAAUCAGAAAAGUUGGAAGAACUUCCGACACCCGAGAGCUUGAAGUAUAAGAUUCUGAUUUCAACCAAACCUCCAAAAGAGUACCUUGAAACUGAAGAUGACAAGCAUUGUAGCUUACAAAAAGGCAAAGAUUCUGAUGAUGAUGAUGAUACUUGGAGUGAAGAGCCUUCAAGGGAUGUAUCCUAUGAAGAUAAAAGUUUUAAGUCAGGAAGUGAUAGGAGCGACCAUGAUGCUGAAGAUUUGGAACAGGGAAAGAAAUCACCUUCAUCUCCUGCUUACAAGCGUCUGAUUGCAAUUCAUGCUGGCAAACCGAAAGGUGGACUAAAGGAUGCACUGAAAGUUGAAAAGGAUAAAGUUAGGCGCCUAAGUUUGUCAGAACAGGCACUUGAAAAGGCUGCAGAAAAUCAUGAAGAGGAUGUAGUGAGGUUCACCCAGAAGAAUAUUCUUAGGAUUUAUCCCAAAGGAACGCGUAUUACGUCCUCAAAUUACAAGCCACUAGUUGGUUGGUUACAUGGAUCUCAGAUGGUUGCAUUCAAUAUGCAGGGAUAUGGUAGAUCACUCUGGUUAAUGCAUGGAAUGUUCAGAGCUAAUGGAGGUUGUGGGUAUGUGAAAAAACCAGAUUUUUUGAUGAGACGUGGGCCCAAGAAUGAGGUGUUUAAUCCUAAAGCAAAGCUUCCAGCCAAGAAAACUUUAAAGGUGAAAAUUUAUAUGGGAGAUGGAUGGCAUUUGGAUUUUAAGAAAACUCAUUUCGACACCUACUCUCCACCGGAUUUCUACACCAGGGUCGGUAUAGCUGGAGCACCUGUUGAUAAGAAAAUGAGAAAGACCAAGAUAAAGGAGGACGAUUGGACGCCUGUUUGGAAUGAAGAGUUUACAUUUCCAUUGACAGUUCCUGAAUUAGCUUUACUUCGAAUUGAAGUACGUGAAUACAACAUGUCCGAGAAAAAUGAUUUUGCUGGCCAAACUUGUCUGCCUGUUUCAGAGUUGAGGCCAGGAAUCCAUGCAAUUCCACUCUGUAACCGCAAAGGAGACCAAUACACAUCAGCAAGGUUACUCAUGCGGUUCGAGUUCAUCUAAAACAUGCAUUACCAAUCUCAUUUUCUAGUUUAUAUGCACUUAGAUUAGCUCAUUAUUCAUUUUUAGAGUCGGGUUUGGGAUGCGCUUCGUGUACAUAAUUUUGUUGUUGCGAUUGUGACUUAUCUGUCAUCAUUUGUUGUAGAAAAGAGCUGUAAUCUUUCAUUUUUGAGAUAGAACCU
Molecule: messenger RNA, 1969 nt
Organism: Cynara cardunculus var. scolymus (artichoke)
Lineage: Eukaryota; Viridiplantae; Streptophyta; Magnoliopsida; Asterales; Asteraceae
Product: phosphoinositide phospholipase C 4-like
Exons: 9
Coding region: 18-1790 (590 amino acids)
Biological process (GO): lipid metabolic process; phosphatidylinositol-mediated signaling
Molecular function (GO): phosphatidylinositol-4,5-bisphosphate phospholipase C activity
Source: RefSeq, a predicted model, not a curated record